Messenger RNA from Drosophila busckii, 2030 nucleotides. RefSeq names its product carboxylesterase 5A. Bases 142 to 1950 code for a protein of 602 amino acids. The transcript is spliced from 5 exons. The record is from RefSeq and is a predicted model, not a curated record. Lineage: Eukaryota; Metazoa; Arthropoda; Insecta; Diptera; Drosophilidae.
AUUGUAUUGUAACUUUUUGGCUGACGCACGAUAAAUGUUUAUGCAAAGUGCAUUUCAAUUAGCGAUAUCUAAAUUAAUGCAAUUCGCAAACAAUUAAAGAUUUAUUAUAAUUGGACUGUUUUUUUUAAAUCAGUUAACAAAAUGUCGCUUCCCUAUUCAGAGAUUUUGAUGAAAUGCUUUAGAGCUGUAGACGUACUCGCGCCGAUAACGCGUCAGCAGAAACAAUUAAGAGCGAACGUUGCUUCGCCUGUCGGUAUAACCAGUCAGUUGAUUUCAAUGCGUAGACGCGGCGUAUACGUAAUGUUGUCUCUGUGCGGCAUGUUGUGCGCCGGCUUUGCCGGCUGGCUGCUGGUCACCAUGAGUCCAGAAGUAGAUGGUGCUCAGGCCAUGUCAACGUUAACAGUUGCACUGGCGGACAAGCAAGGUGAAGUGCGCGGUAAUUACGGUCAGACUACUUGGACUCAACAGAGCUUUAUGCAAUUUCGCGGCAUUCCCUAUGCAGAGCCGCCCGUUGGACCUUUGCGUUUUCGAAAAUCAGUGGCGCGUUUGCCAUGGAAUGAAACUCUCGAUGUAUUGGACUAUGGACAACGCUGUCCGGUCACGUCAAAUUUAAAUGAGGGCGCAACAGAUAAUCAGCUGCAGGAUUGCCUCAAUCUAUGCGUAUACUCAAAGAAUCUAACGGAUCGUCGUCCUGUUAUGUUUUAUAUUCACGGCGGUGGCUACUACAAUGGCUCCUCGUCUGAUCAUCCACCCCAUUAUUUGAUGGAGAAGGAUAUUGUGCUGGUGGUGCCACAGUUUCGAUUUGGUGCCCUUGGCUGGAUGACAACAUACACGGAGGAGCAUCCGGGUAAUGUAGCCAUAGGCGAUAUACUCUUGGCCUUGGAGUGGGUGCAAAAGCACAUACACGUCUUUGGUGGCGAUGCAGCGCGUGUUACUAUCUUUGGUCAAAGCGCAGGUUCAAGUGUAACCAGCGCUGUACUACUGAGUCCACGCGCCAAGCCUGAAUAUUUUCGAAGUGCCAUAGUGCAGUCCGGUUCCAUAUUUGCCAGCUGGGCAGUAAAUAGGGAUGCAGUGGGUCAAGCGAGACGCAUUUGUGGCAAUCUAGGCUGUCAGCAGUGCGAACAACACUCGGAGCUGGACAAAUGUGUGCGUGGGGCGAGUGUGCGGCAACUGCUGGAGGCAAGCAAGUCGGAGAGCUUCUCGCCUAGUAUCGGUGAUCAGCUGGGCAUAUUGCCGGAAUCUCCAAAGGGACUUCUCAAGAAUUACAGAGGUGUGCCAGUAAUGACGGGCUUUACCAAACAUGAUGGAUCCUUUGCGUUGGCAAUGUAUUAUGAUGAAGUGCGUGAGAAGGUGCCCAGCUUGCGCAGCUUGACUGUGCGUCAAUUCUCCCAGGGUCUAAUAGAUUGGGGUAAAGAUGGCACCGGACUAACAGAUCACUUGCUAUAUCGCCUGCUCUACACGCCCGAGCUGCUGAACAGUCAUAAUCAUAGAGAAGCACUGCCUUCCUACUUUGAUCUCGCCAAUGACAUCUUUAUGAAAUCGCCUGUGAUGACGCUGGCUGGCAAUUUCUAUUCGCGUCAUCCUGCCACGCCUAUCUAUGUCUACAACUUUCAGCAUGAGGGUCAGCACACACGCUUUGGCUACGAGUUUGGCAAUGCGCAUUAUCCGUUUAAUGGAGGAGUGCAUCAUUCAGAUGAUAAUAUCUAUUUGUUUAGCACGCAUCGCCUGGAGGGCGAUGAUGUACGCAUGGCUCAACGCAUGGUUGAAGUAUGGACUUCAUUUGCCAUCACGGGCAGGCCCAAUGGUUUGGCUCCCUUGACCAGUCCUAGUGGUCCGUAUAACAGACUUGGUUUAACCACCAGCACUAGGCCGGACUUGCUAGAGACGUUUACUGAGACAAUCGAUGAUCCGAAUCAUGAACGAUUGCAGCGCAGACAUAUUGAGUUUUAGCUGCUGUCUUUCAAAUUGUUGCAAUUUUUAGUUAGAUGUAGUUUAGAGUAAGCUUAACCCAUUACAUUACAUAUCACUCA